UAUAACAGGGUACAAGUCAGGAAAGUCUAGUUUUUUGGACUUUAAGGGCAACUAUACAAUAUAAACGAUGAGCGGCUGUCCUUUUAUGGGAAAAAGACAUCAUUACACUUUCAAUGAGCUUUCUCUCGAAGACAAAAAUGGGGACAGCUCACAAGAAGGAAUGAAUAAAGCCAGCAGAGGAGGAAUCAUAUAUGGGGACUAUUUACAUCUUGAUAAGGUGCUGGACUCACAGGAACUACAGAGUGAAAAGAAAGGAAAUAAAAUCCACGAUGAGCACCUAUUUAUUGUCACUCAUCAAGCUUUCGAACUUUGGUUCAAACAGAUACUCUGGGAAUUGGAUUCAGUUCGAGAAAUAUUUCAGAGUGGGCAUGUGAAAGAUGAAAGGAAUAUGCUGAAAGUUGUGACUCGCAUUCAUCGCAUUUCCACAAUUCUCAGAUUAUUGGUGGAACAGUUCUCAGUUCUAGAGACCAUGACACCUUUGGACUUUUUUGAAUUCAGGGAAUAUUUGACCCCUGCCUCUGGGUUUCAAAGCUUGCAAUUCCGACUACUGGAGAAUAAAAUUGGUGUUCCUGAAAGUUUGAGAGUUCCAUACAACAGACGCCAUUACCGUGAUAAUUUCAAAGGGAAGGAGAAUGAAAUGCUUCUAAAAUCUGAGGAAGAACCCACACUGUUGGGCCUUGUGGAGGCAUGGCUGGAACGCACGCCUGGCCUGGAAGAAGCCGGCUUUCACUUUUGGGGAAAGCUGCAGGCCAAUAUAUUACAAGGAUUAGAGGAGCAAUUUCAGCUGGCAAAGGCCAAACCAGACUCAGAAGACAAGGAAGAGCAGCUGGCAGAGCUUCAGAAGCAAAAGGAAGUCUUCACUGCUUUAUUUGAUGAGAAGCGACAUGAACAUCUUCUCAGUAAAGGAGAAAGAAGACUGUCAUAUAAAGCGCUGAAAGGGGCUUUAAUGAUCUACUUCUACAGGGAGGAACCUCGUUUCCAGGUUCCAUUUCAACUCUUGACUUCUCUAAUGGAUAUUGAUAUUUUGAUGACCAAAUGGAGAUAUACUCAUGUCUGCAUGGUGCACAGAAUGAUUGGCAGCAAAGCUGGCACUGGUGGAUCGUCUGGGUACCACUACUUGCGCUCAACUGUGAGUGACAGAUACAAAGUCUUUGUAGAUCUUUUCAACCUGUCAACGUUUUUGGUGCCCAGACACUGGAUACCACGACUGAACCCGAGUAUACACAAGUUUCUGUACACGGCAGAAUGCUGUGAUAGCUCCUAUUUCAGCAGCGAUGACUCUGACUAAAGUGCAUCAACAUUGAGGAACGGAUUUACUUCACCAUUCUGGGAAUUUGCAGCGUGAAAAUAAUAAGGAGGAGCAUGUUAUGAUUGUUUUUGUAAUUGAUUCCCAUGAAUAGGUGGGUAGGGGCCCCAGUGCAUUGCUUUGCCUACAAUGCUGUUAACGCGGCCCUAAUGGUUAUUGUAUACUCUAUAAAAUGCAUGGAAAGAAAUAUACAUAUAUUGUUUAUUUUAUGCAAAUAUUAAUAUAUACAAUAAUGUAUUUUCUAAGUUAAAUAUUGCAUAAUAAGCAAGGUAUAUAUAGUAUAUAUAGCAACAUAUGUAUAAAAUGUUCUGUAAAUAUAAUAAAACAAACAUUUAUAGUAACUUAAAAUACUUUAUUUAUAAAAAUAAAACAAAGUCAUUCAUCAUUUAAAAUUGAUUUUCAAUUUGUUGAAUGCCUGAAGUUAUAUCAGACACAUUUUAUCCUAAUAUAUUAUUCCAUGUUCUAUUUGCUUUGUGUAUAAAGUAUAUAUUUUUUGUAAACAGCAUUUUAUCUAAUAUAUGAUCCCAUGUUCUAA
This is a messenger RNA of Pseudophryne corroboree (corroboree frog), 1841 nucleotides long. It is a transcript of the gene TDO2, whose product is annotated as tryptophan 2,3-dioxygenase. Gene Ontology annotation, molecular function: heme binding; metal ion binding; L-tryptophan 2,3-dioxygenase activity. NCBI's taxonomy places the organism in Eukaryota, Metazoa, Chordata, Amphibia, Anura, Myobatrachidae. The transcript has 12 exons. The record is from RefSeq and is a predicted model, not a curated record. The coding region runs from base 68 to 1288 and encodes 406 amino acids.